Messenger RNA from Mercurialis annua (annual mercury), 2387 nucleotides. Its product is annotated as U-box domain-containing protein 16. Gene Ontology annotation, cellular component: cytoplasm; nucleus. NCBI's taxonomy places the organism in Eukaryota, Viridiplantae, Streptophyta, Magnoliopsida, Malpighiales, Euphorbiaceae. The record is from RefSeq and is a predicted model, not a curated record. Bases 207 to 2255 code for a protein of 682 amino acids. Gene Ontology annotation, biological process: protein ubiquitination. Gene Ontology annotation, molecular function: protein binding; ubiquitin-protein transferase activity. The transcript has a single exon.
UAAACGGUUUUCCAAAAUAAAAACCAGCUUCAAAAACAGCCAAAAUACAAUUAUCUUGAUAAAUAAACAAAGAAAAAAAACCUAACAAAUUAAAAAUAUUUCCAAAAGCCAGUUCUUUCUUAUACGUUUUCUUCUACAAUUCUUCUACUUCAACCCUAAUCCAACAAAAAUUUAAAAAACAUAUACCAAAUUCUUGAUUCUGAUUCAUGACGGUCUCUCCUCCGCCCGUAUUCCCGCCGAGAAAAAGGCGGCCCUCGGCCGGAGCAUUCAUCGCUCCGAACUUUUCCGACCAUAAACUUAUCCAAUCUCUUCUAAUACUCUCCCAAGAAAUCUCCUCUCUUAAACCUUUACAAUACAUAUUAAAAUCCACUUCUUUAUCGAUUAUCCGAAAAAUAAAGCUCCUGUCAAUCUUAUUCGAGGAGCUUGUUCGAAAUCCAAACCCUUUCUUCUCCCCCACGUUAUUAUGUUUCGAAGAAAUGUACAUAGUUUUACAAAGAAUCAAAACCCUAAUCGAAGACUGCUCGAACGGAAGUAGCAAGAUUUGGCUGCUUUUCCAAUUUGAAUCCGUAGCUGCAAGUUUUCAUGAGCUAACGCUUGAAUUAUCAACUCUUCUUGAUAUUUUUCCGGUUAAUGAGAUGAAUUUAAGCGACGAUGUUCAAGAAUUAGUUUUCUUGAUCAGAAAGCAACUUGCUGAAGCAAAAGUUAUUUUGGAUCCGAGAGAUGUUCAGCUUCGGGAACAAGUCGUAACGAUGCUUGAUCGAAUCAAGAAAGAAAUCGUACCGAGUCAACUUAUGCUGUCCGAGAUUUUUAACAGAUUAGCGCUUUGUAAUUCUUCGAGUUGCAGAGAUGAACUCGAGAUUCUUGAAGAUGAAAUUCAGAAUCAAAUCGAUGAGAAAUCGAAAUGUCAGAUUGUUUCUUUGAUCGGACUCGUUCGUUACGGGAAGUGUGUUCUCUACGGUGCUUCUACGCCGGUGACGGACAAUCGUAGAAGAAAAGUGGUGGCAGAGGUUAAUAUUCCGACGGAUUUUCGAUGUCCGAUCAGUUUGGAUUUGAUGCGGGACCCGGUCGUGGUGGCGACAGGUCAAACGUACGAUCGUGAGUCUAUUAAUCUUUGGAUUGAAUCGGGACAUAACACGUGUCCGAAGACAGGUCAGACUCUGGCCCACGCGAACCUAAUCCCUAAUAGAGCUUUGAAGAAUUUAAUUGCCAUGUGGUGUCGUGAGCAGAAAAUACCCUUUGAAUCGGCGGCUGAUGGUGGCCAACAACUCACCCAAAACGGCGGCGUUAUUAGAAAUAAGGCGGCGCUUGAGGCUACGAAGAUGACGGUGUCGUUUUUAGUUAAUAAGUUAUCGAAUUCACAGUCUUUGGAAGCAGCCAACGGCGUCGUUUAUGAGCUUCGUGCGCUUGCUAAAACAGAUUCAGAUAGCCGGACCUGUAUGGGCGAAGCUAGUACUAUUCCUUUAUUAGUCCGCUACUUAGGUUCGGAUGUAGGUUCGUCUCUCCCUAACCUACAAGUUAACGCCGUUACAACAGUACUUAACCUUUCCAUCCUGGAAGAAAACAAAACAAGAAUAAUGGAAACUGACGGAGCUUUAAACGGCGUUAUCGAGGUGCUACGAUCAGGUGCCACGUUGGAAGCCAAAGGUAACGCGGCAGCCACGAUAUUUAGCUUAUGUGGCGUACACUCAUACAGGAAGAAACUAGGGAAGAAGACACGUGUCUUGAAGGGAUUGAUAGAUUUGGCUAAAAAUGGGAACUCGUGUUCGAAAAGGGACGCUCUGAUGGCGAUUUUAAAUUUGGCGGGAGAUAGAGAAACGGCAAGCCGUUUAGUUGAGGGAGGUGUGAUUGAUAUGGUGAAUGAUAUUGUCAAUGUACUUCCCGAGGAGGCGGUUACGGUCCUCGAAGUGGUGGUUAAAAGGGGCGGAAUAUUCGCAGUGGCGGCCGCUUAUAAUUCGAUCAGAAAGAUAAGUAAUUUGUUAAGGCAGGGAACGGAUAGUGCUAGAGAAAUUGUCGCUGCAAUUCUAGUGAAUCUUUGUCGAAAAGGAGGAUCGGAGAUGGUGGCGGAAUUGGCGUCGAUUAAUGGAAUUGAACGGAUGAUUUGGGAGUUGAUGGGAUCGGGGACGAUUAGAGCGAGGAGAAAGGCAGCGAGUUUGAUGAGAAUUCUCCGGAGAUGGGCUGCUGGUAUGGAUGGUAGUGAUCAUAGUAUUGUUAGUGCAACUAUAAGUAGUUCGUCGAGAGCUACUUUAGCUAGCUAACAUUUGUGCAGAAGUGUUUGAUGAAUUGCAAAUUGUAAAGAAAUUGUGUAAUCUUGAUUUUUUUGUGUAAAUUUGAUGAGGCAAAUGAAUGUGUAAUUUCUCUUAAUAAUAUCGUUCCUCAUUUGUAAUUAA